Messenger RNA from Exserohilum turcica Et28A, 1359 nucleotides. RefSeq lists its product as uncharacterized. The coding region runs from base 48 to 1061 and encodes 337 amino acids. Gene Ontology annotation, molecular function: monoatomic ion transmembrane transporter activity. The record is from RefSeq and is a predicted model, not a curated record. The transcript has 5 exons. Gene Ontology annotation, biological process: mitochondrial transmembrane transport; monoatomic ion transport. Gene Ontology annotation, cellular component: mitochondrial inner membrane. NCBI's taxonomy places the organism in Eukaryota, Fungi, Ascomycota, Dothideomycetes, Pleosporales, Pleosporaceae.
CUUCGCGUGCUUCAGUCGCAGGCUUGUUUCCUCGAACAUCACGCGAUAUGACGUCUUCUUUGCCGGGCAAUCGUGACCUGCCCGUGUCGCAAUUCGACCUCAGCACCUACUGGGGCCGCGUGCGGCACUCGGCCAACAUUUCAGACCCGAGGACACUACUCACAUCCUCGGCCGGUCUCGAAAAUGCGAAGAAACUCGUCACCGCCUACAAGACGGGCAAGAUGCCAGAGAUGACGCCCGAGCUCUGGAACGCAAAGAAGAUUAUCGAUUCCACAUUGCACCCAGAUACGGGAAAGCCAGUCUUUCUGCCUUUUCGCAUGUCGUGCUUCGUGCUGACCAACCUGGUUGUCACGGCUGGCAUGCUUACGCCAGGCCUUGGGACGGCAGGCACACUCGCAUGGCAAGUGACGAACCAGUCGGUCAAUGUGGGAGUCAACUUCUCCAAUGCGAACAAGUCGAUCCCCCUCUCCACCUCGACCAUUGUCAAGUCAUACCUACUGGCGGUCAGCGCAUCUUGUGGCGUCGCCGUUGGUCUCAACGCCCUAGUGCCCCGCCUGAAGCGCUUGUCGCCCAACGCAAAACUGAUCGCGGGGCGUCUGGUACCAUUCGCUGCGGUCGCUACAGCAGGUGCACUCAACGUCUUCCUCAUGCGUGGCGAGGAGAUUAGGCAGGGCAUUGACGUCUACCCGGCGCUGUCGGAAAUUGAACGGCAUAGAGUGGAGACAGGCGACCUCGAGGUGAAGCCUCUUGGCAAGAGCAGGAAGGCCGCGACGCUUGCUGUGGGAGAGACGGCCCUGAGUCGAGUGCUCAAUGCUACGCCCAUUAUGGUUCUGCCGCCUCUUGUCCUGGUUAGGUUACAGAAGACGGAGUGGCUCAAGCAGAGGCCAAGAUUGGUGACUCCAGUUAACUUGGGCCUCAUCUUCACUACCUCCAUCUUCGCACUGCCACUUGCGCUCGCUGCCUUCCCGCAACGCCAGGCCGUCAGUGCAAAAUCUCUGGAGCCCGAGUUUCACGAUCGAGGGGGCAAGGAUGGUUUGGUCGAGUUUAACCGUGGGAUAUGAUGGAUCGGCGCCACCGAUCAAAGGACACGGUACCAACUUCGACCAGACCACCACGGCGCAGCACCGAUGCAAGCUGUUCAAGGCACCUGCAGAGCGCGACUGCACACGGGGCGUGGCUGCAAUUCAGGAAUUCAAGAGCGCUCGACAUGGUCACCGAGGUGCAGUGCGGCGAAGACAUGCUUCCUGGCCCUGUGAUUGGCUGCAACAACCACCGCAUCCCCAGAGCCACACCAAGUGCUUAUUCCAUAGAUGGUGAUAAGACCAGAUAUGUCUUUUCAAAAAAAGGGAAAUCUUGUUC